Messenger RNA from Lodderomyces theae, 840 nucleotides. RefSeq lists its product as uncharacterized. Lineage: Eukaryota; Fungi; Ascomycota; Pichiomycetes; Serinales; Debaryomycetaceae. The coding region runs from base 1 to 840 and encodes 279 amino acids. The record is from RefSeq and is a predicted model, not a curated record. The transcript has 2 exons.
AUGAUCUCCCUAACAUCAGCAAUUGUGGGUGUGAUCACAAUAUUCCUAACUCUCAACGGUAUCCAUUUCUUGCUAUGGUUUUUCCAAAGAACCACUCGAGAUCAGCAAAAAUCCCUGCGUACAACUGAAGCAUUCAUUUCUAAUCGAAGCCACCAAGAACCGCUAGUUGAUACCCCACGGCCCAGAAAUGAGGCGUCAGGAAGCUUUUACAUAAAUAAUCUGUCCACGUCCUCGGCUGAUGCUUUCGCCCGCUUCAGAUCUAGACUACUCGCUGCUAGGUCCCUCUCGGAGGUUAAUGAGGGCUCAUCACUGCAAAGAGGAGAAAGAAAUCAAUUCAGAUCAAAAUUUAGGGAAGCCAAGCAGAAGGCUAAACAAAGGUUCCAAAUUGUUGCUGAAAAGUACUCCAAGAAAAUGCAGAAAGGGUCAAGACAAAACCUGUCUGUUAGUGACGACUCAGUGCAUACAGAUACUCAAGCAUUCCAAACAGUGAUGGAUUGGAGUGCUGUAAUUCUUGCCACUUUUCUCACGGUGAUAGGCUUGUUGCUUGUGUAUUGUUUUCGGUAUGCUUACAACACAUGUUACCUAGCCUAUAUUUCUGACACUGCAGACCAACUUGAUCAGCAACAACAACCGUUGGGUAACAAUCACAGUGAAGCAGAUCCAGUUGGCACCAAGAGGUUCAAAAGUGGAGUAUCAGGAACUAGUCAAGCCCCCAAUCUUACAGCACUAACUUUGGCACAUCCUGAAGCUAGUAUGGCCCGCGUGGAUGAUUCAGCACCACCAAGCUAUUAUAAAGCAGUGGGUGAUGUCACUUACAUGGCCACCAAUCAGGAAAGAUAG